AUGACCCAGUUGACGCGCGUCAGUGGGAAGUCCGCAGAAGCCAACACCACUUCCCCUGUUGACGUGGCCAACCAAUGGCAGCACAUGGGGGAGUGUCCAUGGGAUGUAAACCACGCCCACAUGAUGUAUCCUUGUUUUUUCAACGAAGGGGUCUGUUGAACGCCUCUCGCUCACUGGUUGUCGCUGUCUAUCCUCCCAGCAUCAGCACCUAGCCUAACUGAACAGCGACCGUCCUCGAGGAAAUGAUGCUCUACCAAGCAAGGGAGUUGGACAGAUAAUGCUUAAUCGGUCGACGGAGAUCGAUAUGGAUGAUUCGUGUCACCAAAACAUUUAAGGGAUAACUGAGCGGCUGGGUGUCACACGAAGUCCCGGGCACGUUUGUGCACCUCUGGCUGCUUUCUCUCACCAUUCAUAAUGCACCAUUCAUGAUGCGAGCUUCCCUCAUCCUUGAUCUCAAGAAUGGCACGAAGAAAACAUUGAAAUAGCCUAGCGUUAUUGGCUCGACAGGGCACAAUAGCCUGCCACGCGCUGUUUCGUUGAUUCAAUAGCCUAUUAGGCUAUAACUAGCCUACUAUCAUCGGGUUUAGGUAGGAUAUGAGCCAAAGUCUUCUUGUUGUGCCGACCAAGACAAUCUUCUUUGAGGGCGCCGUACCAAUAACAGGGCUAUGCAAGCCAUCCAAACAAAGGCACCCGAACAUCCCAAUUGACUCACCUGCUGUCCCGUCGCCACUGACAUGACAACGCUGAGCCGAAAGAGCAGGAUCAAAGGGCACCGACCUGCAGCCGGACGCGUGGACUCGAAAAGAAAGGGGGCGACGGCCUCGAAGCGAGGAAGCAGCAGCCCGAGGGAGGCCCAAUUGCAGUUUCUGGGGAUAAGCACCAAGGGCAGUGCGGCACUCAACAGUCAUAUCGGGGGAAGGCGGUGGGGAGAUGCUCAGUGUACCUUCCCCCAACUCUUCGUUCUUCUCCUUCCAUGUCCUUAACGUGCCAGUUUCCCGGCGUGGAAAAGUGCUUGAAAACAACUGCUGUAUUGAUUUGAUUUCGAAUGUUGGCUCAGUGUUUAUAUUCAAAAUGAUUAAUCUAUUUCGUUUUCUGAAGCUAUUUGACUGCAUCAGUGAUGGGCAAUUAAAAUAUUAAUCUUGAUUUACAAGCUCGCUGGAAUCCGAGAGGGACUGAUGUGCAUACUGGUCAGGUAUCAUCUCCUCCCUCCAUCUCUGGUUCUCCUUACACUGCUACUUGUCAGCACCAUGGGCUGUAUCCAGAGCAUCGCCUGCAAGCCGCGCAUUAGAAGGGACAACAUUGUAGUCUACGAGGUAUCGGCCUCCAUUGACCAGUGCCCAACGGUGAUAGAGGAGAACUCGCCUAUAGUGCUGCGGUAUAAGACACCGUACUUCAGGGCCUCCGCCGGGAUCGUGAUGCCUCCGGUGCCCCGCAAUGAAACCUGGGUGGUGGGUUGGAUCCAGGCUUGUACUCAAAUGGAGUUCUACAAUACUUAUGGUGACAUUGGCAUGUAAGUUCUGAGCUGUCACCAUCCGUAAUCAUUCAAUCUGACUGACUCUGACUCUCUCUCACUCUCUCACACACAAACACGCACAAUAGGCUUUAGUUCAGUGGGCUAAUGUCUUGAGUCACUUGGCCAGACGAUCCGGGUUUGGUACCCAGUCGGUCACAUAAUGUGAACUGUUCUGUGUAUAUGUAUCAGUUGGAUGAGUGAAAUUCUAGCAACUGUAAAUUUUUGCCUUGACCUAGGCUACUAUUAACACAGUCCAUUAAGUGAGGCUAUUGUAAUGUAUCAUUAUCAUAAACUGUUGUACUGUUUUGUAGCCAGAUAUUAUGUAAUAAGAUAUUCUCUCCGUCCACUACCAAAGGUCCAGUUGGGAGUUACCGGAGCUCCGUGAGGGCCGUGUCAAGGCCAUCAGCGACUCAGACGGGGUCAGCUACCCCUGGUACGGCAACACCACCGAGACGGUCACCCUCACGGGCCCCACGUCCAAGCCGUCGCGCCUCACGGUCAGCAUGAAUGACAACUUCUACCCCAGUGUGACCUGGGCCGUGCCCAUCAGCAACAGCAACACACCCAUGCUGUCAUGCAUCACCCGAGACCAGAGCUUCAUCACCUGGCUGGUUGCCAUCAACUCUGUCACCAAGGUAGGCUUCAGAAGGUGGACUUCCUUGGAUUUUAUGAACUGCUCUGUUUAGUUUUAUGUUUUAUUAUCUUAAAAGGGAUAGUUCACUUCAAAGUCAAAGUUUGUCAGUUGUUUUCCAACCUCUAAAGUGGUCUAAUCUCGAGAUAAAUCCACAUCCCACACAAUCAGUUGUAUGGUUCCAACAAUGCGUCCCUCAAUCCCAAAUGCAUGGGAAAGAUUAGCACCAUCUACAGUUGAAGUCGGAAGUCUACAUACACUUUAGCCAAAUACAUUUAAACUCAGUUUUUUCACAAUUCCUGACAUUUAAUCCUAGUAAAAAUUCCCUGUCUUAGGUCAGUUAGGAUCACCACUUUAUUUUAAGAAUGUGAAAUGUCAGAAUAAUAGUAGAGAGAAUGAUUUAUUUCAGCUUUUAUUUCUUUCAUCAGAUUCCCAGUGGGUCAGAAGUUUACAUACUCAAUUAGUAUUUGGUAGCAUUGCCUUUAAAUUGUUUAACUUGGGUCAAACGUUUCGGGUAGCCUUCCACAAGCUUCCCACAAUAAGUUGGGUGAAUUUUGGCCCAUUCCUCCUGACAGAGCUGGUGUAACUGAGUCAGGUUUGUAGGCCUCCUUGCUCGCACACGCUUUUUCAGUUCUGCCCACAAAUGUUCUAUAGGAUUGAGGUCAGGGCUUUGUGAGUCAGGGAUUUGUGAUGGCCACUCCAAUACCUUGACUUUGUUGUCCUUAAGCCAUUUUUCCACAACAUUGGAAGUAUGCUUGAGGUCAUUGUCCAUUUGGAAGACCCAUUUGCGACCAAGCUUUAACUUCCUGACUGAUGUCUUGAGAUGUUGCUUCAAUAUAUCCACAUAAUUUUCCUUCCUCAUGAUGCCAUCUAUUUUGUGAAGUGCACCAGUCCCUCCUGCAGCAAAGCACCCCACAGCAUGAUGCUGCCACCCCCGUGCUUCACGGUUGGGAUGGUGUUCUUCGGCUUGCAAGCAACCCCCUUUUUCCUCCAAACAUAACGAUUGUCAUUAUGGCCAAACAGUUCUAUUUUUGUUUCAUCAAACCAGAGGACAUUUCUCCAAAAAGUAAGAUCUUUGUCCCCAUGUGUAGUUGCAGACCGUAGUAUGGCUUUUUAAUGGUGGUUUUGGAGUAUUGGCUUCUUCCUUGCUGAGCGGCCUUUCAGGUUAUGUCGAUAUAGGACUUGUUCUACUGUAUAUAUAGAUGGAUAUAGAUACUUUUGUACCGGUUUCCUCCAGCAUCUUCACAAGAUCCUUUGCUGUUGUUCUGGGAUUGAUUUGCACUUUUCGCACCAAAGUACGUUCAUCUCUAGGAGACAGAACGCGUCUCCUUCCUGAGCGGUAUGACGGCUGCGUGGUCCAAUGGUGUUUAUACUUGUGUACUAUUGUUUGUACAGAUGAAUGUGGUACCUUCAGGCGUUUGGAAAUUGCUCCCAAGGAUGAACCAGACUUGUGGAGGUCUUGGCUGAUUUCUUUUGAUUUUCCCAUGAUGUCAAGCAAAGAGGCACUGAGUUUGAAGGUAGGCCUUGAAAUACAUCCACAGGUACACCUCCAAUUGACUCAAAUGAUGUCAAUUAGCCUAUCAGAAGCUUCUAAAGCCAUGACAUAAUUUUCUGGAAUUUUCCAAGCUGUUUAAAGGCACAGUCAACUUAGUGUAUGUAAACUUCUGACCCACUGGAAUUGUGAUACAGUGAAUUAUAAGUGAAAUAAUCUGUCUGUAAACAAUUGUUGGAAAAAGUACUUGUGUCAUUCACAAAGUAGAUGUCAUAACCGACUUGCCAAAACUAUAGUUUGUUAACAACAAAUUUGUGGAGUGGUUGAAAAACUAGUUUUAAUGACUCCAACCUAAGUGUAUGUAAACUUCCGACUUCAACUGUAUGUGGAUCCCACUUCUGACACCAAAAUGACGUUAUUAGUUUGACCGUACAGAUAUUAGUUAAGAUGUAACAGAAGUCUUACCAGUGUGGACAGUCUUGUGGCUGUCGAGGUUCACUUUGUAACGGAACGCAGCCUGGCAUCGGUCACACUUGUAUGGCUUGUCAGCAUGGACCGGGAGCAUGUGGCCUUUCAGGGAGUCCGCUUCCGCAAACUUUGAGUCGCACUUGUUGCAGAAGUAGGAACCAUUCUCUGCAACCUAAGUGUAUGUAAACUUCCGACUUCAACUGUAAUUAGUUUGAUCGACCCAACAAAUGGUGUGCAAUGUGGACUCAUCUCAACACAUGACCACCUUUGAGGUCUGAAAACAUCUGACAAACUUUGAUUUUGGACUGAACUAACCCUUUAAAUUUGUGUUUUCCAUUAUGUUCCUGGAGUACCCCCAGGACUGUUCAUUUCUGUCCUUGCCCAGUGUUAGGUCUGGGCUAGGACAGAAAUAUGCGGCCUUGGGGCCGGGGUAGUCAAGGUAGGCUACAUAUUGCGAAACACUGCUCUAUGUGCUAGCUGUAAAGCUCUUUGGGCUGCAGCGUAUUAAAUGGCAGUUGCUAUACAAGACUCAGUGGAGGCUGCUGAGGAGAGAACGGCUCAUAAUAAUGUCCGGAAACUAUGUGUUUGAUGUAUUUGAUACCAUUCCACUGAUGCCGCUCCAGUCAUUACCACGAGCCCGUUCUCCCCAAUUAAGGUGCCACCAACCUCCUGUGAUACAAGUUAACUUUACUAUUAUAAUUUUUUCACUUUCCAGGAGCGCAUCGUGCUGCAGACGGUGCGGUGGCGGAUGCGGGUGGACAUUGCCGUGGACCCUGACAUGCCCCUUGGCUCCCGGGCCUCCCUAGUGGGCCGUCCUCACCAGGAGCAGCCCCACAUCCUCAACUACCAGGAGCCCAUCCCCCCCAACGCCCUGGGACGACCUAACGCCAACGACGCCCAAGUGCUGAUGUGGAGACCCCGCAGAGGGGCGCCCCUAGUGGUCAUACCGCCCAAAUAA
This is a messenger RNA of Coregonus sp. 'balchen', 5062 nucleotides long. NCBI's taxonomy places the organism in Eukaryota, Metazoa, Chordata, Actinopteri, Salmoniformes, Salmonidae. The record is from the annotation of a GenBank genome assembly.